AUGAUGCCAGGUAGUCCCUUUGGGGGGCCCGCGUUCCAGCCCCGCCGCCCUUGGGCUCUUGCGCUGCUUUUCGUUUUAGCUCUACAGACGCUCGGAGGAAGGACCGCAGAAGAGGACCUCCAGAGCAUCGAUAGCAAUGCAUUGCCUGAGCACAGCGGCAUGUUGGGCCGCCAGCCGGAUCAGAAACACGAGCAGCUUGAGGGUCAAGAACAACAGCCAGAUUUCGAGCAGCAGAGCCAACGGGAGGAUCCAGAGCAGCAGCAGAACCAGCAGCUUGAGCUGCAGGAAUACCAGAAAGAGGACGAUCAGCUAGUUCAUGGAGAGGAGGAGCAGCAGCAAGAACAACAGCAACAACAGCAACAACAGCAGCAGCAACAACAGCAGCAACAGCAACUACAACUGCAACUGGGUAUGGGUAUGAGCUUGAGGACGUUCUCAACUUUCAAGGGAACGGACUCGGAGUCGCUUGCUGCUGCAACAGCGCAGCUACAGGGUCUACUGGAGACUCUAGACAGCAAUCGAAAGAUAGAGAAGCAGCAGCAGGGAAUGGCUGACACAAUUCAGCGAGCGUUGAAGGCCCCUAAACCUCCUACGCCACCUUCACCUACUUCAGGAGCUGCUGGGGGAUCGGGUGCGCAGGGCCCCGCCAACCACCUCAAGAGGAAGACGAUGAAACUGCACCUGGGGUUUGCAGAGACAGCGGCAGCAACAGUCAUAGGCAGGAGAGCAGACGACGAGGAUGCGUUGCUGCUCUCGGCGCCGCUCCCAGGGAAACCCAGUUCAUUCAUAACGGGUCUUUUUGAUGGCCAUGGGGGCCAUGUGGUUGCGCGAAGAUGUUCAGUCCUCACCCCGACCUUCUUCGGCAGAAUGCCUGAUUUUUCUGGCAAUUCAUUCGCUGAGGCGAGCUUUGCUCUUGACGCUGCCCUUCGUAGCGACCCGGAGAUACCAAUUGGUCCUGGCUCAACAGGGAUAAUAGGCGUUUUGGUUGCUGAUGAUCCAUCAGUCCCUGAGUUCACUUUGCAUGUGGCCAACAUCGGGGAUUCGCGGCUUUUGGUUUUGCAUCCCGAUGGAACUUUCACGCCGAUGUCUGUCGAUCAGAAACCUAACGACCCCGUUGAGAUGGCUCGCGUACAGCGGGCCGGUGGCUCUGUGAUGCGCACGGCAAUGGGCGUCUGGCGUAUUGAUGGCCGUCUGGCUCUUAGUCGCAGCUUUGGAGAUUUUAGAAUGAAGGGUAGGGCAGACCUGUUGCCCUCACAGCAGAAGGUGGUGGCGUUGCCGCAUGCCAGGUCUAUCAAAGUGAAGGCUGGCGACAUCUUAGUAUUCGCUUGCGACGCUGAUUGUGUUCUUGUUUCUGAAUUGCAGGCAACUGAUGAGAACCUGGAGGAAACUGCGUCACGGCUCAUCACCACUGCAUAUUUAAUGGGCAGUGGCGACAACAUCAGCGCAAUGAUCAUCAAAAUUCAUCCCACGCAGUACCCAGAGCCAGUCGUCUCUGCAGCGGAGGUGGACAUCAUGGGUGUUCGGAAAGAACUCCCGGUGAUGCUUUCGGAGGAGGCGACUGUGCAGCGCAGCGGCGCUUGGGUGACGGACUUGGGUCUCUACGCAACCCUCUACUGA
This is a messenger RNA of Eimeria mitis, 1617 nucleotides long. RefSeq names its product Protein phosphatase 1A (Formerly 2C), magnesium-dependent, alpha isoform, related. The record is from RefSeq and is a predicted model, not a curated record. The coding region runs from base 1 to 1617 and encodes 538 amino acids. Gene Ontology annotation, molecular function: protein serine/threonine phosphatase activity. The transcript is spliced from 9 exons. Lineage: Eukaryota; Apicomplexa; Conoidasida; Eucoccidiorida; Eimeriidae. Gene Ontology annotation, biological process: protein dephosphorylation.